Messenger RNA from Fundulus heteroclitus (mummichog), 2157 nucleotides. RefSeq lists its product as uncharacterized. The coding region runs from base 577 to 1593 and encodes 338 amino acids. The record is from RefSeq and is a predicted model, not a curated record. The transcript is spliced from 2 exons. Lineage: Eukaryota; Metazoa; Chordata; Actinopteri; Cyprinodontiformes; Fundulidae.
CACACCAUGCCACAAAGUGCAGAACUUGUGAAAAGGACAAAUGGGACAUUUAAAUCCAGACUUAAAAAGUGCAUGGAAGAAACAAAGAGACCAUGGCCAGAGUGUCUGGACUUAGUAAAACUGUACAUGAGAAUAACUCCAACGAGCAGUGGUUUGACUCAGUUUGAAAUAAUAUAUGGCAGACCAUAUAAAUUACCACUGUUCACAAUACAGACACCACCUGAUGAGGAAGACAAAACUCUAGCAGACUAUAUGAGAGAAAUGUUGCAGUCUAAAAAAAGUGUCCAAUGCAAAUUCACUGCCAGAAGAACCUUUGUCUCCACAGGAUCCACAAGCAGUGAGACCAGGAGACUGGGUGUUCAUCAAAAUCAUCAGAAGGAAGGACUAGGCGAGCCAAAGUUGGGAAGGACCAUUCCAAGAGCUCCUGACCAUGCCAACAGCUGUAAUGAUCGCUGAAAGACCUUCCUGGGUUCACCUCAGCCACUGGCCACUCGUCUCAACGUCGGUGAAGAAACCAGCUGAUCCCUGUUCUUUAGAAUCCUGGGUAAAAUUAACAUCUCUGCUAACCUAGCAAAAAUGGAGUUCCCAUGCAGAAGGGGUUUCUUCUUUUUCGUUGUGGCUGUUGCGUGCAUUAUUUGUUUCAGUCCAGAUCCAAAGAAUGAGAGGAAAAAGAGGUUCAUCCACUCAACUGCCAUGAAGAUUUGGCUAGGUGAUAUCCCAAACCACCAUGUUGACAACUUAUGGGAAACGUAUGCAAGAACUGUAAUCCAGCAGCAUAACAAGACUGAUUGCUACGUGUGUUCUGUCAUGCCUAAAUCUACCAAGCAGCCUACCUUGUACAUAACUCCCAUGAACACCUCACAGGCUAUUUGUUUUGCAUUCCAGUUUAUGCCUGCUCAGUUAAUGAAUGCCACAACUGGGGAGAUUAUGAUGGAACAAGUGUGCAAAGGAGUAAAGUCAUCACUGUUCUCUUACAGUGAUGUCACAGGCUAUCCCACCAAGAUGAAGGCUGUUAUGUCUAAAGGAAUGAAACAUCCAGUGUGUAUUCACUCACCUAGAGGGAACGAUACGGUGAAAGUAGGACAUGCAGCAGGAUGCCAGAGUACCAUCACUGACCUUUACUCUGACUCUGUCUUCGGCAUCCUCCCUAAUAGAACGUACACCAGCUGUUCUACUUGGAAACCACAAGGUAACUUUCCUACAGAGGGUGGCUGGUUCCUGUGUGGAGGAGACAGCAUUUACCCAUCCCUGCCCCUCAGCUGGUCAGGUACAUGUGCACCUGUGUUUGUUUCUGACCACACUGUUAUCAUCUCAGCUCAAGCUGUGAAGGACCAUCAUUCCUCUGAUAGGAUGAAAAGAGAACUCAGCUCCAGCUCAGUGUUCCAACCCCAUGAUCCCAUAUGGGGUUCCAACAUUCCCUCUGAACAUAAGCACUGGAGCACAGCGAAUAAAAUGGUACUUUCACUUUUCCCGUGGUUUGGAGUUGGUAAAUCUAUGCUGAUGAUUGAGACAUUGGACUAUAGAAUGAAGACUCUGGUGAACAUGACGAUGGACAUCAACAAAGGACAAAACAAACAAGUGAAAUGCGUUUAAUGGUACUGCAAAACAGAAUGGUUUUGGACAUGUAAACUGCUAGCCAAGGUGGCAUAUGUGUAAUGAUUGGAAUUUCCUGCUGUACGUACAUUUCUGACGCAAAUGAAACUCAUAUUACUGAAGCUAUGUCUGCUUUAGAGAAUCUGAAACAAGCAAUGUCCCAGGAUGUUGUUCCUCUAAGUAUGAACUUUCUCUCCUGGUUCUUUUCAGGACCAUGGUGGCACCUUUUACUAAAAAUAAUGACACCUAUCAUUAUUAUUGUUCUUAUUAUUUUUUGUGUUUUUACUGCUUGUGUAAUCCCAUGCCUAAAGUCUAUGAUUGCUAAAACUAUGGGAAAUGUAAUGUUUCAAUAUCAAAUGCUUUCACAAAUCCCUCUUGAAGAAAUACAACCUGUAGUUUACCUUUUCCCUUGUUAAAUGCUUAACAAAAUGACAGUCUCAUUGAAAAUGCAGAAUGCAAGAAAAGAAUAUUUGAAGUAGGUUAAGUUAAGCUUUCAAUAAAAUGAUUAAAAGGGGGGAAAUGUUAGGAAAAUGUGAAUGUAAUCAUUUUAUUUUUUAUCAAGUU